CUCUCGAUACCUUCCCAUAAAAGUACUCAGAAGUGCACGCACCUCUUCCCCUAAAAAUAUAAUCCCCAAACACACAACCUAUCUCUCAUUCAUUUCAGUCCUCCCCUCUCUCCCCCUCUCAGGAAUUUUCACAAACAUCUCUCGGGCACUCACUCCUCACUCUCCUCGAACAAACACCAACACUGUAUUUCCAUGGAAGCAUUGAAUAUUUGCUCGUCUUCUGCUUCGUCUUCCGACACGUCCUCGUCGGAGUCUUCUCUGACGAGAAAUCCCAAUAAGCCCGAACGAAUCAAGGGCCCGUGGAGCGCUGAGGAGGACCGGGUCUUGACCCGGCUUGUCGAGCGCUACGGGCCUAGAAACUGGUCAUUGAUAAGCCGGUAUAUAAAGGGACGGUCCGGGAAGUCUUGCAGGCUAAGGUGGUGCAACCAGCUGAGCCCGAGCGUCCAGCAUCGAUCCUUUUCGCAGGCCGAGGACGAGACCAUCUUGGCCGCACAGGCCCGGUUCGGAAACAGAUGGGCCACCAUUGCGCGCCUGCUUCCGGGUCGGACCGACAACGCGGUGAAAAAUCACUGGAACUCGACGUUGAAGCGGAGGGUGAGGGGAGAUCAACUAACGGAGGGUGGCAGUUUUCUUGGAGGCGGCGGCAAUGUGGGUAGCAAUGAGGGGAUGAGCACGAAUUCGGUUUCCGGAUCUUUGGUUAAUGGGUCGAUGGAGUUUGACCCGUUGACGGAGUUGACUUUGGCACCGCCGGGGAUUGGUAGCGGAAGCGGCGGGGCGAUGGUGGCAGAGCAGCGGAGGAAUAAUGAGAGUGUGCCGGCGGGGUUUUGGGACGCGAUGAGGGAUGUUAUCGCUAGGGAGGUUAGAGAUUACGUGGCGACAACAUUUUCAGAGCCUUCGGGGCUUCUUUGAUAAAAUUAAUGAUGUUUUGAUUUAAUUUCGGAUUAUGUUUUUGUUAAUAUGUUGGCUUCGAUUAAUUCUCAGAGGCUAAAAAAUGUAAGAUUGGUCGAAUGAAUAUAAGCUAAAAAUAAUUAAAAAUUUUAA
Messenger RNA from Malus domestica (apple), 1041 nucleotides. RefSeq names its product transcription factor MYB73-like. The record is from RefSeq and is a predicted model, not a curated record. NCBI's taxonomy places the organism in Eukaryota, Viridiplantae, Streptophyta, Magnoliopsida, Rosales, Rosaceae. Gene Ontology annotation, molecular function: DNA-binding transcription factor activity, RNA polymerase II-specific; RNA polymerase II cis-regulatory region sequence-specific DNA binding. Gene Ontology annotation, biological process: regulation of DNA-templated transcription. Gene Ontology annotation, cellular component: nucleus.